Messenger RNA from Tetranychus urticae (two-spotted spider mite), 2435 nucleotides. The record is from RefSeq and is a predicted model, not a curated record. NCBI's taxonomy places the organism in Eukaryota, Metazoa, Arthropoda, Arachnida, Trombidiformes, Tetranychidae.
UGAUUGGUUACCAUGAUGGCCAUGUCAUUUCUCUAGAGAAAACAAUAAAAGGAUCAUGAUAAGAAGUUGCUCAUUUUUUCAUCAUACUUUGUAGUUAAUUUGUAAUCUUUGUGUUCACUGUAAAUUUCAAAAUGACAACCAUUGACCCUGUCUACACAGAUUGUGAUUUUACUGUUUCAGUCGGAGGUGAGUUUUCUUAUGUGUUCAACGCUGUUAUAAUUCAAAUUUUCAGAUGCUUUUGUAAUUGUCAGGGAUAAAAUUUCCAAAGGUGAUCCGAGAAUUAUACAAGCUAUAUUUUUUGGCAAAAAUGUUGUUGACAUUGGUCAAAAAAUCAAGGAUAGAGUUGAAGUUGAAGAUCCAACUGGAGUUUCCCAUACUGUCAUUCCGAUUUUUUAUGGAACAAAUAGUCUUUGUAAAAGUAAACUUCGUGAAAUUGGUUCUGGUCCAUUAAUACUGAGCAACCCAAGAAAGACUCCUUAUAAUGUGAAUGGCCAUAACAUGACAGCAUCAAGUUCAAGCCAUGAAAAGGUCAACAACAACCACGCUUUUGAUCAGCAAAACUCUUUCUAUACAUUGAAGCGAAAUUUUGAAAGUGUUUCCAAUAAGAUAGAUCUUUUGUUCAAAAAUCUUGUUGAAAGACUGGAACUCAUUGAAGAAAAGAUUGAUAACCAAGUAUCUAGUGCAAACUUUCGUGAUCCGUCACUCAGCAUCACUGAUCAUGCUAUGACUGAAAUGGCCAACCAUCGUAAUGAUCCAAAGGUACAUAUUAAAUGAAAAUAUAACUCACAUUUAACAAUUAUGUUUGCUUGAUGACACAGUGGCGACGUAGAGUCAAAAACAUGGAAUGGCCACAGUUGAAUAAAGAUCAAAUUGACUCGGUUCGCUACGAGCUACUCAAAGGAAAUAAAGCAGCCUCAAAGACAGCUAUUUCCUUAGCUAAAAUCAUAUACGGUGAUAAAUUGAAAACACAUAUACUUGGUGAAAAAGGUCGUUUGGUGCGAGCGCCUAGGGAUGGUGAACGUGCCUUGGUCAUUCCAUUGGAAGAAGAAGAAAUUUUGCGAGGUAAAUCACAUACAUGGCCAUGUUAUGUCAUGCAACACUAAUUUUUACAUAGAUAUUCUUUCUUGCUUUGGAAAUGAUUUAUUCAAUGAUCCAACGAAUUGGGAGGUUUUGGUUAGAGGACCAGUUAACCAGAGUGGUAGAGAGCGCAAGAGGAAGCGCAAUGAAAGCAUUGAAAAAAAUAUCUCGGGUCCAUCUGGAUUGGAAAGUUCAACGCAAAUACCACAAACACAAAGUAAAAAAAGUCGACGAGAUGAUUCAGAUGGCUCAGAUAUAGCCUCUGAUAACACAAUUGGUGGCGGUGAACAACAAGAUGAACAAUGAAAUUUUGAGAUUUACCAUGGCCAUCACAAACAAAACAGCAUGGCUUUUGGUACAAAGUGAACUUUUAUAACGUUCCCUCUGUUAAAAGCAUAUGGGUUUAAACACGCUGUUCAAUUUUUAGAAUAUUUUUGUUUAGUUAUUUAUUUUGUUAUAAUUGGUGCUAUUUUUUUGAUUUUCUCAAAUUAUUUUCGUAUUAUUACUGUUGACUUUUCGUGCAACCGAUUCUAAUAAUGGAUGACAAUAUAGAAAACGAGCCUUUGAGCUUUGAAGAUCCUGAUUCUACUUUAUUUGAAUCGAUCCCGGUUUUAAAAGAGAAAAUUAACUUUCUCGAGAUUAUGGUUCAACAACUUAACAGCAGAGUAGCUUCACUAGAAGCAAUCAAUUUUCCUCAUGUAACUAGUAUGGCCAUGGUCAAUCAAGAAUACCCUGCUGAAUGGUCACUCAAGGGUCAAAAAGACUACAUUACUUAUGCUGAGAAAAAGCUAUCUCUUUUGAAACGUGACAAUGAGUGGAGGAAAAAUUUUCUAGCAAUCCAAUUUGAAGGUUUAUCAAGUGAAUCUAAAGAUCGGAUUAUAUCAGCUAUCAAUAAGCAAAGAGUCUCAGCUUCAAGAAUAGUAAAUACUAUCGCUAAAGAAGUACUUGGAAUAGAUGCUAUAAAGAAUUACUCAAUCGGAUGUCAUGGUAUGGCCAUUGCAGUUGGCUCUAGUCACAUGUUUGCCGUCCUCCGCUGGCAGAAGACGAAGAAAAUAAAUUACGAGCAGUUCUUGGAUUCAUCGAGCAAAUAUUUGUAACUAAAGAUGGCUGGGAAUAUCUAGUGAGAAGACCUGUCAAUCAGAUGGGACGCGAGUUUAAAAGCGGUAAAAGAGAUUCCCUUGAUAUUGCUGAACUUUUCAAAACAAGCAAUAAGGCUAAAAGACCAUCAAACAUUCCACAAACAUUGACUUCGGCUGAACCUACCAUGGCCAUAACGCAGUCAGACCAGCAAGAAAAAGCGAAUCCAAGUGGAACUAUCAGUGUUUCUAACCAAAAUGUCAAUCAAUCAAGAGAUAUAA